AUUAAUAAACUAACAGUCAUUUUUUAUCAAUUUUUUUUCUCCGAUAGGCAUCGAUUACUAAAAGUGGCCAAGAAAAAACAGGCUUCGACAACUCGCGUCGUAGACGUCGGAGGAAAACGUAAUAAGAAAAAAAAUAGAAAAACCAAAAUAAAGAAAGAAAAAUGAAUAAGAUAUUCCUGCCCGGGGUUGCACUCAUCCUGGUCGUAGGUUGUGCUGUCGGGACUAUUCUUGUCGUCCGACAAAGUGGCAGUAGUGGUAGUGGUAGCAGUGAUACUGGGUUGAGCUCCCAGAACAAGGCCGUGACGGCGAUAUGCCAAGGCUCAGACAACAAGAAGGAUUGCGAAGAUACUCUUGGGACCGUCAAUUCCACGGACCCAAAAGAUUACAUCACCACGGCAGUGGCGAAAGUGAUGCAAAAGGUGAUAGGUGCCGCUAACAUGAGCGACAAGCUCGCCGUCGAACAUGGCUCCGGCGACAAAGGCGUUAAGAUGGCCAUUGACGAUUGCCAGGACCUGUUGCAGUCAGCCAUUGAUUCACUCGAGGCCUCGAACGCUAUGCUCAAAGGCGAUGACAUUAGAACCAUUGAGAAUAGGACCGAUGACAUCAAGAAUUGGUUGGCCAUGGUGUUAUCCUUCCAACAAUCAUGCUACGACGGGUUCGAGGCAGGCGGAGGCGAGAAGCAGGUAAGAGAUACACUGCACACAGAAGGUGGCCUGGACGACAUACAGAAGCUUACCGGAGUGGCACUCGAUGUUCUCGCCGGCCUAAACCAUCUGCUUUCUGCAUUCAACUUGGAUUUGACAGUGAAGGCUCCUUCUCGUCGUCUCCUGGAAGACGAAGAUCCCAGCUGGUUGCCCCAAGCAGAUCGCAAGCUCUUGGGAGCCAACCCUCCACCUCAACCCAACGCGGUGGUUGCGCAAGAUGGCAGCGGUCAAUAUAAAUCCAUCACCGACGCUCUCAAUUCAUACCCAAAGAACCAUCAAGGCAGAUACAUUAUCUACGUCAAAGCUGGAACUUAUAACGAGUACCCUCUUGUUGACAAGAAAAAGCCGAACGUUUACAUCUACGGAGAUGGCGCUACAAAAACCAUCGUCACUGGAAACAGAUGCGUCGAGCCCAAGAAGGAGUACAAGACCUUCAACAGCGCCACCUUUGCUAUUGCUGGAGACAUGUUCAUCGCCAAGGGAAUAGGAUUCGAGAACACGGCUGGGUCUGUAGGACAUCAAGCAGUGGCGCUGCGCACGCAAGCAGCACACGCGGCUUUUUACCAGUGCGCAUUCCGAGGUUUCCAAGACACCUUGUACGUGCAGGCGGGGAUUCAGUUGUUCCGCGAGUGUGAAAUUACAGGCACCAUCGACUUCAUUUUUGGCGCGUCGAGGACUCUGAUACAGAAAUCAAAGAUCAUUUUGAGGAAGCCGAUGGAGAACCAGCAGGACAUAGUGGUGGCAGACGGUUCCAUCAACCCUAAGGCAGGGACUGGAGUGGUGAUUCAGAACAGCGAUAUCAACGCAGAGCCUGGGCUCGACAAGGUUGCCAAUCCUUGCUAUUUGGCUAGGCCAUGGAAGGCGUAUUCUAGGGCCAUCUUCAUGGAGAGCACUCUGGGUCCUAUUAUUCACCCGGAUGGCUAUCUUCCUUGGCAAGGCGAUUUGUACUUGUCAACCUGUUACUUUGCUGAGUAUGCCAAUACUGGACCUGGCUUUAGUCCUGCCACCAGGGUCAAGUGGGGUCGAGGCCAGCUUACAAAGGAUCAAGCUGCCGUCUACACUGCCACCCAAUACCUUGAAGGUUUGGGUCAGCCAUGGUUGGCUGCCACCGGUGUUCCUUUUGAUCCUAGCUUCACCAAAGCUUAGACGUACGCCUGUUCCAACCUUGUUUCUUAUGAUGCAAAUAACAAAUUCUUUGUCUGGCUAGUUAGUUACUUUUCUUCUUGUGGGUCCCCUCCCCCUCGUGGGGAAGAGAGAUUGUAGUCGCCACAAGGUAGAACUGCUACUAGUGUUGCACCUACAAUUGUAAGCUUUUGUUUACUCAUUUUCAUUCAUUAAUUAAUUUAUUUGUUUGUAUUUUCAUAUUUUAA
Messenger RNA from Prosopis cineraria, 2074 nucleotides. RefSeq names its product pectinesterase-like. Gene Ontology annotation, biological process: cell wall modification. The coding region runs from base 162 to 1850 and encodes 562 amino acids. NCBI's taxonomy places the organism in Eukaryota, Viridiplantae, Streptophyta, Magnoliopsida, Fabales, Fabaceae. The transcript is spliced from 2 exons. The record is from RefSeq and is a predicted model, not a curated record. Gene Ontology annotation, molecular function: pectinesterase inhibitor activity; pectinesterase activity.